This is a messenger RNA of Nematostella vectensis (starlet sea anemone), 1975 nucleotides long. RefSeq lists its product as uncharacterized. NCBI's taxonomy places the organism in Eukaryota, Metazoa, Cnidaria, Anthozoa, Actiniaria, Edwardsiidae. The record is from RefSeq and is a predicted model, not a curated record. The transcript is spliced from 13 exons. Gene Ontology annotation, molecular function: calcium ion binding. Bases 159 to 1871 code for a protein of 570 amino acids.
CAGCUCGCGCUACUAUGACAACGUAUUGUUCGAUAUGUGAUCCUAUGGCUAAUUGUGAUUUAUAACGUCAUAAGUUAAGUACUUCGAUGUGGUGUUUGAUUGGAUGGUGGAAUAGCUAAGAUGUCACGUGGUUUAGGUUGCUAGCUAUAGGGUGUAGCAUGCGGCAUCUUCUGGCAGUGGGGAUUCUCCUGCUUGCCGCCUCACACUGCUGUAUCGCUCAAAAUCCACCCCCUGAAGGGCAGGACAGCCCGGAGGAAACGGAAGAUCCUGCUUCAACAACAAGCCAAACUGAUUUGAAAACCGAAAGUGAGAAAGAUCCUGUUAUUCCAACGAGCCCAAGUGAUUUGAAAUCCGGAAAAAAGAAGGACCCUGUAUCACCAAAGAAGCUUCAAGCGAAAGAAACAAAAGAUAUUGGACUUAUUGGCAUCAAAGAUAAUGGAUAUGUAGCAUUUUAUCUGCGCGGGAAAUACUUAGGCCAGGAACACGGCACCGUGAAGAUGGAAAUACUGAAUCACUUCCAAAUAAAAGGAAAACCUGUUACGAAAAUGGAUUUUCCUCGACAAAAUGUCAUCAUCGAUCGAGCUCCGCUCCGCGGCCUUAUGAAGAAGGGGAAGGAGGUCGUGGCGCCGCUAGGUGUGGAUGGGAAUAAUCAGAGUCUCUACGUGCCCGCGGUGAUUGCACGAGAGGAGAAAAAUGGAAACUACCUUCUUAGACCAGUUUGCAAUAUGAAGGCCCCUCCCGCUGGAGUGUAUUAUAGCUUCAUCCACCCUUACGUCGGUCGCAAAAACAUGAAAGCAUCCAGCGAGCUCAACGCACACGUGCCGGCAUUUCACGGGCGACUGUACACACCAAAUAAGAGUAAAUGGUGCCCAAAGGGAAGCGAUACGGAGUCGCCUUGGCUACAGGUCGACUUGAAUGGACGGUUUUACAUCUGCAGUGUCAGCGUCACAGGAAUGCAAAGCUUCCAUACUCCUUUCGAGCCCAAGCGGGGAGACCCGGAACCAGCUUACAUCAUCAACUUCAAAAUAUCGGUUUCGAACGACGAAGAACAAUGGAGAUUCAUCGAGGAAAACGGCAAGGAAAAGAUUUUCAAGCGCACCAAGAGGUUUGAGGCAUCCUCUCACAUUCUAGACCUGGUUGACGCCCCGUACCGUUACGUGAGGUUUCACCCGGUGGCUUAUCAUCAUUCUCCCUGCAUGGGCAUAGAGGUGUUUGGAUAUGGCAGCGUUCGAGGAGUGACGAAUCGUCUUUCUUUUCCACUACAGGAUCUACGCAUGAAAGGGUACGUGUGUAACCUCCAGAACGAUUGCGACAACAUACCCGAUGCUGAGUGCUCCCACGAGGGCAACGCUCCCGGUUCAUACACGUGCAGAUGCAUGGCAGGGUACCGUGGGCCCAAGACGACUUUCUCACCGCACCACGCCAGAAACGUUUCGUGUACAGAUAUUGACGAAUGCGCGGAUAAGCAAUCCAGAUGUCCAAACAACGCGGUUUGUAAAAAUACUGCUGGCUCAUAUGACUGCGUAUGCAAGAAGGGUUUUGAGAUGUCAGAUGGCGAAUGUAAAGAUAUCGACGAAUGUUCGUUGAAGCCUGCGAAGUGCUCAAGUAAUUCCAUCUGCAGUAACACACAGGGCAGUUACAAAUGCGAGUGUGGCGAAGGUUUUAAGAUGCAGGGAAAUGUGUGCAUCGUCUCCCAGAUGCCAUUAGUUUCCAACGUUAAAGUGGAAACUGCUACUAACGGCGAUGUAAUCCCGUCUCCGGCCGAACAUUCUAGUAUUGUCUACAUUGUAUUGUCGCAUGUCUUCGUUGCCAUAGCAGCUGCUUCCAUGACAACCGCUGGAUUUCUUUAUUACCUCCUCAAGAAAAAGUGAACAAUGUUCUAAAUGAAUGAACUGUACUUCUUUAAUGUCACACUGUAACUAUCACACAUGGCAUUGUCUAUGAAAUACUAGUGUAUAAAAGUGAUUUGUCUAUA